AUGUUACGUCGGACCCAAACAUUCCGCAUUCCUAUUCGAUUACAACGAAUGGUGACUACAUGGUCUCCAUUGACCACUGCAUUCAACACUCGUCCGGAAAAGCGUAUAAAUUUCACCAAGAAUGAAGUGGGACUGUUUGGUAUACCGGAACUCACAUCGCAUGAAGGGUUUUAUGUACUUAAGGAAAAGGCCAUGUUCAAAACCGAUGAUCUUAUCGAGGAAGCAACUUCACCAAACCGCCGACGAAAAAUGGUUAUGAUCUUUGAUGAGCUUUCCGAUACGCUAUGCAAAGUGGCGGAUCUGUCGGAGUUCAUUCGCUUAGCUCACCCGGCAGCUAAUUAUUGCUACGCAGCUGAGGACGCUUGUAUUACUAUUAGUGGCAUUGUGGAGAAAUUGAAUACCCAUAAAAAGUUAUUUAACUCAUUGAAAACCGUCGUAGACAACGGAGACAAAUUAGAGACUACCGACGUCGAUAAGCAUGUGGCCAGAUUAUUUCUUUUUGAUUUCGAACAAAGUGGUAUUCAUCUGGAGGAGAAAGCACGGCAACGAGUGGUGUUUUUAAAUGAUUGCAUUCUUCAACUUGGUCAACGGUUCAUGGCCGGAGCCGUAAAUCCUAGACAAAUUUCAAGAAACAUUCUUCCUGCUGCUAUUUUACCUUUCUUUCCUUCAGAUGGUGACCAUAUUCUCGUAUCCGGAUUGUAUGCCGAUUCUGCAAACAGUAAGGCUCGGGAGUCAGCAUAUCGCUUAUUUCUUUAUCCAGAUAAGGAUCAGGAGCGUCUAUUGUCGGAAAUGCUAAAAUGCCGACACGAACUUGCCACAGUCUGCGGAUUUCCAACAUACGCCCACCGAGCACUGAAAGCAAGCACUGUGGAAACACCGGAGAUGGUGGAUUUGUUUUUAGAUGCUCUCAACGAACAGCUGGGUCCUCGUGCAGCUAAAGAUUUUUCUAUUAUGCAGAAAAUGAAAACUGCAGAAUGUGGCCAUGAUGUUCCGCUGGCUUCUUGGGACACCCCAUACUACACGUCUUGCUUGAAGCGCAAAUAUCUACAGGCAAAUACUUCAGAAUUUUCACCCUACUUCAGUAUAGGAGCAUGCAUGGAAGGUUUGAACCUACUUAUGAACGGACUGUUCGGUAUCAAUUUGAAAAAUGUGGAAAUGGAGCCGGGAGAAUCCUGGUGUCAUGAUAUAUAUAAGCUGGCCGUUGUACAUGAGACGGAGGGUUUGCUUGGCUAUAUUUAUUGUGAUCUUUUUGAGCGGCAAGGAAAACCGAACCAAGAUUGCCAUUUUACGAUCCAGGGAGGCAAAAUAUUGCCAGAUGGAAGUUUUCAAAACCCAAUCGUUGUCGUCAUGCUGAAUCUUACGCAACCCCGUUGGUCAGGACCGACACUGCUAGCUCCUUCUAUGGUGGACAAUCUCUUUCAUGAGAUGGGACACGCAAUGCAUUCGAUGCUCGCAAGAACGGAAUAUCAACAUGUGACUGGUACACGUUGUAGCACAGACUUUGCAGAGGUUCCUUCAGUGUUGAUGGAAUAUUUUGCAAAUGACCCACGAGUGAUAAGAUCCUUUGCUAAACAUUUUCAAACCCAAGAACCAAUGCCUGAAGAAAUGUUACAACGACUAUGCACAUCGAAACAUUUAUUUGCUUCGAGCGAAACACAGCUGCAAGUGUUUUAUUCUGCACUGGAUCAGGUUUACCACGGAGAUCACGGUCUGCAUGGGGAAAACACAACUGCCACACUUAGAAGAGUGCAAGAGAAAUAUUACGGUCUUCCUUACGUGGAAAAUACCGCAUGGCAGCUCCGUUUUUCUCAUCUGGUCGGAUACGGUGCAAAGUAUUACUCAUACCUUAUUUCGAGAACAAUUGCUUCAUGGAUAUGGCAAACUUAUUUUGAACAGGAUCCAUUCAGUCGAACACAAGGUGAAAAAUAUCGUCGUGGAUGUCUAGCAUAUGGUGGUGGUAUUCCAAGUCGUUUGUUAGUUUCAAACUUCUUGGGACGAGAGAUUAAUCCCACAAAUUUAACUUCAAGCCUAAUUAACGAGAUUGAUGCUUGUAACGAUCGUUUAAAACACAUGGACGAUCAUUUCCGGUAG
Anopheles marshallii is the source of this 2091-nucleotide messenger RNA. Its product is annotated as mitochondrial intermediate peptidase. Gene Ontology annotation, biological process: peptide metabolic process. Gene Ontology annotation, cellular component: mitochondrion. The coding region runs from base 1 to 2091 and encodes 696 amino acids. NCBI's taxonomy places the organism in Eukaryota, Metazoa, Arthropoda, Insecta, Diptera, Culicidae. The record is from RefSeq and is a predicted model, not a curated record. Gene Ontology annotation, molecular function: metalloendopeptidase activity. The transcript has 3 exons.